CAUUUGGUCUGCCAUCCAAUGAACUGCAACAUGUACUCCAAAAUCGUCAUCCUGAGCGUUUUGGUGGCGGUCUGCCAUGCCGGCAUCAUCGUUGACGACGGCAGAACGCACGCCAUCUCUUCCCAGAGCCUUCACCAACACGACCAGCCGACCCACCACGUGACCGCGCACUUCACCCCCGUCGUUCAACACCAGAACAUCUUGGAGCAUGCCCCUACGCUGCUUCAUCAGACCUCGUUCUUAGAUCACGGGCCAGUGGUGCAUGCGACGCCUCUGGUCCACCACGUGACUCCAGUCGUGCAACACGUUGCCCAGCCUGUUGUUCAACAUGUGGCGCCGGCUGUCCACGCUCCGUUGGUGCAACAUGUGUCUCCAGUCGCCGUCGCUGUCGGCCGCGCUGAUCAGGAGGAGCAUGCCCCCGUAAAGUAUGAGUUCUCAUACUCCGUGGAGGACCCUACCACCGGCGACCACAAGUCACACCGCGAGAGCCGCGACGGUGACCUAGUGAGAGGCGAGUACUCUCUUCUGCAGCCUGAUGGCUCCAUCCGCAAGGUCGAAUACACUGCUGACGAUCACUCUGGCUUCAACGCCGUCGUGAGCAACUCUGCGCCCACGCACGCUGCGCAGGAGGCGCACGCGCCGGUUCACGCAACGCCAUACCACCAUUAA
Ostrinia nubilalis (European corn borer) is the source of this 669-nucleotide messenger RNA. RefSeq names its product cuticle protein 19-like. The transcript is spliced from 4 exons. The coding region runs from base 19 to 669 and encodes 216 amino acids. Lineage: Eukaryota; Metazoa; Arthropoda; Insecta; Lepidoptera; Crambidae. The record is from RefSeq and is a predicted model, not a curated record. Gene Ontology annotation, cellular component: extracellular matrix.